CCCGCAGCCAGCAGUCUCCUUCCCCCUGAGCUCCUCCACCGCAGAGAUGGCUGCCAAAGUGUGCAGGUCGCUGCUGCUGCUGUCCCGCAGCGGCGGGGCGGGGGCCGGCAGCCUCCCCGCGCUGCUCGUGGCCCCGCGGCGGCACCAGCAGCGCGUCGGACCGCAGGAUGUACUGCCUGCUACGUUCACCCGUCAGACUGUCAGGAGAGCGCACGGUCUCCGGUCAGCAGCCCACCCCACACUCUUCACCCAGCCUACCAGCGCCCUGUCUCCACAGGUUUGGAGCGGCGCUUCCUCGUGGCAUGGCCAGAGACUGUUGUGUUCCUCAUCUGCUCCUGAAGGGGUGACGGUGGUGUAUCAGAACGGGCUCCCUGUGUUCUCCGUCAGCUUGCCGUCCAGGCGAGAGCGCUGUCAGUUCACCCUCAAGCCUCUCAGCGACUGCGUGGGAGUUUUCCUGCAGCAGCUCCAGGCGGAGGACAGAGGCAUCGACCGGGUAGCCAUCUACUCCAUGGACGGAGCAAGGAUCGCCUCCUCCACGGGCAUCGACAUCCUGCUGCUGGAUGAUUUCAAGCUCGUCAUCAACGACACCACACACCUCGUGCAGCCCCCGAGGAGAGAGAUCCUGCCCCACGAGGAGGCCGAAAGGUUAAAUGACGUCAAAUUUCUAGUGCAGCAGCUGUACACCACGCUGCACAUCGAGGAGCACCAACUCGGCAAAGAGAGAGAGCUGAUUGGACGGCUGGAAGAUCUCAACUCUCAACUCCGCCCUCUAGAGAAGGUGAAGGAGGAGCUGAGCAGGAAGGCGGAGCGGCGCACCACCUGGGUGCUGUGGGGAGGCAUGGCGUACAUGGCCACCCAGUUUGGUAUCCUGGCCAGGCUGACCUGGUGGGAAUACUCCUGGGAUAUCAUGGAGCCGGUCACUUACUUCAUCACUUAUGGCACAGCCAUGGCCAUGUAUGCCUACUUCGUUCUCACACGUCAGGAGUACAUUUAUCCCGACGCAAGAGACCGACAGUACCUUCUGUUCCUUCACAAGGGGGUGAAAAGGACACACUUCGACGUUGAGAAGUACAACAAGCUGAAGGAUGACAUCGCUGAGGUGGAGUUGGACCUGAAGCGCCUUCGAGACCCGCUCCAGCUCCAGCUCCCGAUCCAACAGCUCACGGAAACUAAAAAUUGAUGGCAAGUGUAACUCCCCCCUCCAGUCUGAGUUCCUACAACUCGCUUUCUCUUCUUCUGCCAUCCAAUGCCCCUGCCUCCCCGCCCCACAAAAACACCUUACCUCUUUGACCAAUAAGCCCAUCCCUUUUUUUAACCGUGGAAGUUUUUUUUUUUUUUUUUUUUUUCAUUUUGCUUUCCUGACUGAAAUCUCCAGCUGGAAUUCAGAUGGAAAACCUGCUUAGAGCCGAUUUAAAAAGAAGGGUGAGAAAAGCUAGAACUGUAAACUUCUCACAGCCAAAGGAUGAAGACCAGGAUGAAAAGGAAGACGGCGAUGAUGAUGGUGAUAAAAUCAAACUGGGCGCUGCUGAUAUGCCUCAAAAACUGUGGAGGGACGACCUGCAGGAAGCCACCCUGAUAAAUGUGGAUUAUCGCGCUUGUAGGCGCUCCAGGACAGGGAGCACACAGAGGAGCGACUUUUGUUUUGUGUGCGUGUGUGAAUGAAGGACUAUCAUUGGGGCAGAGAACCCGCCCACACUGUCAGUUUAGCCCCGCCUCCUCUCGCAGUGAAACUGUCCACGCACACACUUAUUCUCAGCCUGUUCAGGCUCCAGGGAAAAGUUUACAAGAACGUUCAGACUGCAGUCACGCCAUCAGGGAGACGUUGGUUCCCCUGCAGCUGGAUUCUGCUGCCUCCCCGCCGCCUCCCUGAGCUGCACCUCCUCCAGGUGCCUGACAGCCGUCCCUCCCUGUGUGACCCUCGUCAGGAGCGUAUCUUCCCCGGCAGGAAGCAGGAAUGGCGACACCCCAGUUCCUCCUUCCUGCUGAUGUCCUGUAGCGACCCGGCGAGUACGAGUACUACUACCGACAACAACAUCACUGUGUGUUCUUUUAUUCCAAAAAAUAAUAAUAUUUUGGCACUUUUUAUUUUCAAAGCCAUAGUAUAUUUGUUAUGAAAAAUAGGAAUAUAUAUGUAUACAAUCAAAUAAACAAAUGACCAGAGGCUAGUUUUUAUUUAUUUAUCUUUGCCAGUGGGAGGAGGAGCUCGCUUCAAAUAUAAUUUUUACGAAGAAGCCAUUUGCAUCCGCCUUGCCAUGAAGUCCCCCCCCACCCCGGAACA
This is a messenger RNA of Nematolebias whitei (Rio pearlfish), 2278 nucleotides long. RefSeq names its product mitochondrial calcium uniporter (gene mcu). The coding region runs from base 47 to 1180 and encodes 377 amino acids. Gene Ontology annotation, cellular component: uniplex complex; mitochondrial inner membrane. Lineage: Eukaryota; Metazoa; Chordata; Actinopteri; Cyprinodontiformes; Rivulidae. The transcript is spliced from 9 exons. Gene Ontology annotation, biological process: calcium import into the mitochondrion; mitochondrial calcium ion homeostasis. The record is from RefSeq and is a predicted model, not a curated record. Gene Ontology annotation, molecular function: uniporter activity; calcium channel activity.